AUGGCACGAAAAGGAAAUCCAAUUUCGGUAAGACUUGAUCUGAAUCGUAGUUCAGAUCCAAGUCGGUUCAGUGAUUAUUAUUAUGGUAAAUCAUUGUAUCAAGAUGUCAAUCUUAGAUCUUAUUUUAGUUCGAUACGUCCACCUACGAAACUCGCCCUUGGCUUUCGUCUCGGUAGGUGUAUUAUUCUACAUUUUCCCAAAAGGACAUUCAUUCAUUUCUUUCUUCCCGGGCGAUCACCACGACUAAAACGAAAAAAAUCAAGACCCGUACUACAGGAAAAGGGCUGGUGGCCGACAUUUGGGAAAGUCGGGCCGAUCGGGUGUCUUCAUUCAAGCGAGGGUACAGAGGAAGAACGAAACGAAGUGAGAGGCCGGGGGGCAGGGAAAAGAGUCGAGUCGAUCGACCGGGAGAAGCAAAACGAAAUCCGGAUUUGGCCGAAAAAGAUGCAACGUUAUGGAUACCAUGACCGAUCACCAUCGAGAAAGAAGAAUUUUGAUAAAUCACUUCGGGUGAGCGGGGCCUUCAAGCGGCCUCAAUACGCCGGGGUUGUAAAUGACAUACCUUUCCUUAUGGGUGACGGCCCGACGAGUCAUCUACUAAAAAGGACCCUCCCCGCUGUGCGCCCCUCCUUGAAUUAUUCGGUCAUGCAAUACUUUUUUAAUACUAAGAAUAAAAUGCAUUUCGACCCCGUCCUAGUUCUCAAUCAUUUCGUGGCACCGGGUGUGGCUGAACCAUCUACGAUGGGGGGAGCGAAGGGAGGAAGCUUAGAUAAGAGAAUACGCUCUCGCAUCGCUUUUUUUUUAGAAAGCUCUACCAGCGAGAAAAAGUGUUUGGCCCGAGCCAAAAAGAGGUUGAUCCACUUCAUUCGCCAAGCGAAUGAUCUUCGCUUCGCGGGAACAACAAAAACCACCAUAUCGCUCUUUCCUUUCUUCGGUGCUACCUUCUUUUUUCCAAGGGAUGGGGUUGGGGUGUAUAAUAACCCUUUUUUUGAGUAUGCCCGGAAACAACUCCUAGCUCAAUUUAGGAUCAAAUGUAGGAACCUCAUGGGUAAGGAUAAGGUAAUGGAAUUGAUAGAGAAAUUCAUAGACCUAGGUAGGAUAGGAAAAUUGAUAAAGGGAAUAGAGAUGAUGAUAGAGAUCAUACUGAGAAAGAGGAUAAUUCCGUACGGGUACAACUCUUAUUUGAACGAAGUGCAAAAAAUGCGAUCUUUUUUGUCUAAUAGAACAAACACUAAUACCUUAAUUGAGUCGGUAAAGAUCAAAUCUGUUUAUCAAAGUGCUUCUCUGAUUGCUCAAGACAUCUCUUUUCAACUGAGGAACAAUCCAAUCUCAUUUCGUUCCAUUUUUAGUAAAAUAGUGAAGGAUAUUCCAUUAAUAAUGCCAAAAGGGGUGGAGGGGAUACGUAUUUGUUGUUCUGGUCGAUUAGGGGGUGCGGAAAUAGCUAGAACUGAAUGCGGAAAGUAUGGAAAAACAUCUUGUAAUGUAUUUAACCAGAAAAUCGAUUAUGCUCCUGCGGAAGUAUCUACUCGUAACGGAAUUUCAGGUGUCAAAGUGCGGAUCUCAUAUAGUCAAAAUAAGAAGGGACGUGCUAUAUCCGAAACGUACGAAAUAUAG
Messenger RNA from Triticum aestivum (bread wheat), 1614 nucleotides. Lineage: Eukaryota; Viridiplantae; Streptophyta; Magnoliopsida; Poales; Poaceae. The record is from the annotation of a RefSeq genome assembly.